Messenger RNA from Belonocnema kinseyi, 1533 nucleotides. RefSeq names its product cytoplasmic tRNA 2-thiolation protein 2 (gene Ctu2). The transcript is spliced from 5 exons. Gene Ontology annotation, biological process: tRNA wobble position uridine thiolation. Gene Ontology annotation, cellular component: cytosol. The record is from RefSeq and is a predicted model, not a curated record. Gene Ontology annotation, molecular function: sulfurtransferase activity; tRNA binding. Lineage: Eukaryota; Metazoa; Arthropoda; Insecta; Hymenoptera; Cynipidae. The coding region runs from base 1 to 1392 and encodes 463 amino acids.
AUGUUUGCACGACAGAGACAGAAGCAGAUCUUUGAGCAGAGGCAGCAAAGCGUAAAUGAUUCUGAGUGUGGAAUUGACGAAAACCCUCCAUUAAUUGCGACAAAAAUAUCGGAUGACACAAAAUGCAGAAAGUGUGAAGAACAAGAAACCGUUAUUGUCCUGAGAGGGAAAGAUGCCUAUUGCAAAUCCUGUUUCCUUGCUUCUGCCACGCACAAAUUUAGAGCAACUCUUGGAAAAUCGAAAAUUGUUCGCCCCAAUGAUAAUGUUCUUGUUGCUCAUUCAGGAAAAACGGGAUCAACCGCUCUUCUUCAUUUAAUUAGAGCUGGAAUGCACGAAUCUGUCCACAAGAAAUUGGUUUUCAAAACUACAGUACUUUAUAUUGAUGAAGGAAUUCUAGAAUCAAAAACACUUGUUCAACGAAAAGAAACUUUAGAGAGGAUAUCCGACCAAAUUGAACAACUAGGCUUCAGAGGAUUUGUCACCACAAUAAACGAAUCUCUCUCCGAAUCUGAGCCAAUAAUUUGGCCCAUGGACUCUCCCAUUUUGAAGGAAAAAGAACCCAUACAAAUUACAUUCAAAUCCAUCUCAAGCCAAACAGCAAAAGAGGAUCUUCUUCACAAAUUACGAAAUCGUCUUUUAAUCCACGCAGCUCGACAAUUAAAUUGCACUAAAAUAUUCACAGGAGACUCAGCUACCGACUUAUCGAUAGCGAUUUUGAGCAACUUUUCUAUGGGAAGAGGAGCCCAUCUUUCCCUUGAUGUCGGUUUCGCUGACACCAGAUAUUCAGACAUAAUGCUUCUGAGGCCAAUGCGAAACUUUACAAAUAAAGAAAUGGCCUACUAUCUUCGUUUCCACGAUCUCGAAGUUCCUCGAUCGGGUGGAACUUCAACCAAAGAAGAUGCGCACGUCUCAAUCCAAAAAUUAAUGGAGAAAUUCGUGACUGAUUUGGACUCUGAAUUCCAUGGGACUGUCUCGACAAUUUUCAAAACUGGCGAAAAACUGAGUUCGAUGAAUUCCGAGCAGAAAUUAGAAAGGGUUUGCGCUUUGUGUAAUGCUUCCUUGGAUACUAAAGUUUCCGAAGAAGUUUCUGCAAUUCAAACAACGGAUUAUUCGCAACUGGUUUCCACUUCUUCAGUAAUUGCAAAAGAGGAGGAAAUAGAGUCAAAAGUUGAAAAUAACUGUAAUGGGGAUUGUAGUUGUCAAAAGACUUGCGGGGAAAAAGGAGAGACAAGUGAUUUGGAAAUUUUGAGAAAAUGUUUGUGUUACGGGUGUAGAUUGAUUCUUUCUAGUUUUAAAGACGAGAAGGCGGUUCCUUCUUUCAUAUUAAGUGCUGCAAAGAGUGCGAUUUCUUUCGAGAAAAUGCAUGGAGAGAUUGCUGGUUUUUUAUUGUGAUGAUGGGAAAUAAAUAGUGAAAUCAAAUUAAGUUAUUCGUUAGCUUUUGGAACUGCGUUUAGGGCUUUUAAAAUUCUCUAGUGGAUUAUUAUGUCCGGAUAUUUGUAUAUUUUAAUUAUUGUUGAAUAAAAUGUCCUUAAU